CCUGGCUGCUCAAUAAGGAAAUCAUAAAAGAGCUAGUUAGGGUAACUUACUGCCAUCACAAUAAGUGCUCUUUCCUGAGCCUGGACUCCCUAAGACAAGUUGUGCGAAGGGCAUAUUGUGCUUUUGUGCAAAAGAAUAGGUACCUAUAUCUAUAGUAUUACGGGGCUGAGGAGGGUAGGAGAGUAGGAGAGUGAAGAAAUGGGUGACGGGAAUGCAGGCUGAAGAUGGUAAAAAGGGAAGCUACAAUUGCCCCUCCAUCCCACUUUGACGAGCUUCGGGGAAAAUUAAAGUGGGUAACUAUAAAGUGGAACCAAGCUUGUCUUAUCACUGGGGUAAUUCGUACCCCUGUAAAGUCCUAGUUAACGUAGGUACAUAGGUACCUACCUAGUAUUGAUAUUUACUUCGCCGACUCUUGAUUGGCAUUUCAUCACCGGUAGGUAUUCAGUAACCUAACCUAGAGAGCUUCAUUCUCCAUAUAUCACCGCGUAAAAGUUCCCCAAGGCAUCAUGGCACCACCAGCAACGCAGUUCGAGCUCGCGCAACCGCCCAACGACGCCAUCUCGGCGCUCGCCUUCUCGCCAGAUUCGCCGUCGCGCCUGCUGGCUUCCUCCUGGGACAAGAACAUCUACCUAUACGACACGCUCCAGAGCGGCGAUGACGGAAGCCACGGGGCCCUGCUGCGAACGUUUGAGAACCGCGCGCCAGUGUUGGACGUGUGCUUUGGGAGAGGUGGCAACGAGGCUUUCAGCGCCGGCAUGGAUUGGCAGGUCCGGCGCAUCGACCUCGAUAGCGGCGAGCAGACUACCUUAAGCAAGCAUGCCGCGCCUGUGCGGAGGGUCGUAUACAACAAAGAACACUCUCUACUCUUAUCCGCCUCCUGGGACAGUACCCUACACGUCCACGACCCAUCGAGCCCCUCCCUCUCCCCCUUAAUCGUCCCUCUCCCUGGAAAGCCGCACGCCAUGGCUGCCAGCCCGUCCAAGGUGAUCGUGGCCAUGACAUCGCGACUAGUGCACAUCUACGACCUAUCCGCCCUCUCCAGCGCGCUGGCCUCGCAAUCCGGAGAACCGCCGCAGCCAUGGCAACAGCGCGAGUCGUCUCUAAAAUUUCUGACGCGCGCCGUAGCUGCCAUGCCCUCAGACGCUGGGUACGCGACGUCGUCGAUCGAGGGGCGCGUGGCGGUAGAAUGGUUCGACGCGAGCGCCGAGUCGCAAGCCCGCAAGUACGCCUUCAAAUGCCACCGCACAGCGCACCCCCAAGCCGACGGCGGCAGCACCGACGUCGUUUACCCCGUCAACUCGCUCGCCUUCCACCCCGUCCACGGCAGCACUUUUGCCAGCGGCGGCGGCGAUGCCACCGUUGCCCUAUGGGAUGCCGAGGCCAAGCGCCGCAUGAAGGUGUACCAGAAGUUCGCAGACAGCGUCGCAGCCCUUGCCUUCAGCUCCGACGGGCGGUAUCUCGCCGUCGGCGUGUGUCCCGGUUUCGAGACGGGUAUGGAGGACUACAGCGGCGAGGGUCGUACCAAGAUCUUUGUAAGGGAGCUCGGCGAGAACGAGGCCUUACCUAAGGGUAAGGGCAAGUAGACAAGUAAUAACAGGCCAACCGAAAAUAAGGAAGAGUUGCAACGACGUAUAGCUGUAUCAUCUAUCUAUCAAAAAUUUUCUAGGGACCCGGAGCUGGCUGGCGUUAAGAGCGGAAGGGAACUUCGAGUUCUAUAAAAUGAAAUUUUCUAUAUCUUCAAGGUUAUAUAAGUUCUCGGGUGAUCACGGCUAUCUUGUGGGCUUGUCUGGCAUUCGCUUCAAGAAUAACAUUACUAGGCUACCUACAGUACUUCACCGUGUUAUUGCUUGCUAUCAUUUUAAGAAUAUGCUCCAAUGUGCCACUGAUUCUUCAAUUCGACAAUACAGUAAUUGAUGCGUCGUACAUUAGGUACCUAGGUAGGUACGAAUAUAAAACCUAAUAUAAGGCCGAUACACCUAUCAUCGCCAUAAGCAUAGCCAGUUGUUUCAACAUUUAGAUCCCUUCGUAUCGAGUAAAAUCGAAGUGCUUAUAGGGUAUAAC
Daldinia decipiens is the source of this 2061-nucleotide messenger RNA. Its product is annotated as mitotic checkpoint protein BUB3. Gene Ontology annotation, biological process: mitotic spindle assembly checkpoint signaling. Gene Ontology annotation, cellular component: bub1-bub3 complex; kinetochore; mitotic checkpoint complex. The transcript has 3 exons. Lineage: Eukaryota; Fungi; Ascomycota; Sordariomycetes; Xylariales; Hypoxylaceae. Bases 507 to 1583 code for a protein of 358 amino acids. Gene Ontology annotation, molecular function: ubiquitin binding. The record is from RefSeq and is a predicted model, not a curated record.